AUGGCGGAGCCGGAGCCCGCGGUGCAGAUCCGGGUAGCCGAAGCGGAGGACGAGGAGCCGCGGUGGGCGAGCCCGCCGGGCGGCGGCAGCUGCAGCGAAGACGACUACGGGCGGGGCAGCGGCGGCUUUGGAGGGGACAAAUCCAGCGAGAAUGACGGGGAUGAUUCAUCCCCUGCUUGGAAGCCCCCCGAGCGCGACCUGAUCCUGAAGCUGGUGGCUCAGGUAGAAUAUUAUUUCUCCGACGGCAACCUGGAAAAAGACGCUUUUCUCCUGAAGCACAUCCGGCGGAACAAGAUGGGGUACAUCAGUGUGAAGUUGCUCACCUCGUUCAAAAAGAUCAAACAGCUGACCCGGGAUUGGAGAACCACAGCUUACGCUCUGAAAUAUUCCGACCUUCUGGAAAUGAAUGAAGAUGGACGCAAAGUCCGCCGAAGCACGCCGGUUCCCGUCUUCCCGAGCGAAAACCUCCCCAGUCGAAUGCUUCUGGUCUACGACAUCUCCCCAGCUCAAGACCGGCACCCUCCGGAUGACGGACAGGAGAACGGGGAAGUCCGGGAGAAGGUCAUGGAGCAUCUCCUCAGGGCCUUCGUCCAGUUCGGAGCCAUCUUGUCCGUCCGGAUUCUCAAACCCGGGAGGGACCUUCCGGCGGACGUCAAGAAGUUCAGCGGCCGCUACAGCCCGGUGGGGACCCAAGAAUGCGCCAUCGUCGAGUUCGAAGAGGUCGACGCCGCCGUCAAAGCCCACGAGUCGUUCUGCGUCGCGGAGAAAGCCGCCAUGAAAGUCAUCCUCAUCGGGACGAAGCCGCCAAAGAAGAAAGUCGCCAAGGAGAAGAACGCGGAGAAAAACUCCGCCAAGGAUCCGGGCAAGAACCGUUCGAUGAACAGGAGAGUGGAGGAGCUUCAAGACGUGGGCGAAGACUUGUCGGCCAACAGCUCCUCGGAUCCAGACAGCGACCCGGCCUCUCCCCGGCCGAGAAGAAGCAGCUCCUCCAACAGGCUGAGCCCUUCGGCCUACCCCAACCACCACCUGAGCCCCAACGUCUCCCCGAGGUCAAGUCCCUGGAACAGCCCUUCCUCCCUGCGCAAAACCUCCCGGAUGUCCCCGCUGGCGGAGGACGCCAGAGCCCUUCUCGGCACCAGCCCCGAGGCGUCCAAAUGGCCGGCUGAUUACUCUUCGGACAGCAGCAUCACUCCUUCCAGCAGCCCCUGGGUCCAACGCCGGCGGCAAGCUCGGACUCUGGCCCAGGAGAAGGCCCCCGCGGGCAGACCAGAGCCCAGCGUCAAAAUAGCCGCCCCUGCUGGACUGCCCGUCGGGGUCCUGCGUUUGCCCAGGGGCCCGGAUGGAACGAAGGGCUUCCAUAACAGCCACGAAAGGAGCAACGUGGCCAAGAAUGUAUAAACUCUUGUUUUGGAGUGGGGUUUGCAGGGAGGAGGAGGAGGAAGAGAAGGAGAGGGGGGAGAGGAAGAAGGAAGAGGAUGCAGACUAUGGGGUCCUUGGUGCUCUCCGAAAUUUGGUUGCUGGGGGUAGCCCUGGUGGUGUUACCUAGUUGGGUUAUGAGA
This is a messenger RNA of Thamnophis elegans (Western terrestrial garter snake), 1559 nucleotides long. It is a transcript of the gene LARP6, whose product is annotated as La ribonucleoprotein 6, translational regulator. Gene Ontology annotation, biological process: RNA processing. Gene Ontology annotation, cellular component: nucleus. Gene Ontology annotation, molecular function: mRNA binding. The transcript has 3 exons. The record is from RefSeq and is a predicted model, not a curated record. The coding region runs from base 1 to 1398 and encodes 465 amino acids. Lineage: Eukaryota; Metazoa; Chordata; Lepidosauria; Squamata; Natricidae.